Molecule: messenger RNA, 5120 nt
Organism: Siniperca chuatsi (mandarin fish)
Lineage: Eukaryota; Metazoa; Chordata; Actinopteri; Centrarchiformes; Sinipercidae
Gene: ipo11
Product: importin 11
Exons: 30
Coding region: 184-3111 (975 amino acids)
Biological process (GO): protein import into nucleus
Cellular component (GO): cytosol; nuclear envelope
Molecular function (GO): small GTPase binding
Source: RefSeq, a predicted model, not a curated record
ACGCUGUCUAACCUCAUACGUCAUCAGCACGCGCCUGCUGUGUUGCUCGCGCCAUUCCUACAAGCGUGUGAUUCCAUCUCCCAUUACAUUACCAUUGGCAGAGCUUUAGCAGCCACUGUUUCAAGCAUAUAUUCUGUUUUCAACUGAUAUUCCUUUAGUAUUCCCCUGCAGAAAUAUCCAGCUAUGGAUAUGGACGGUGCCAGUUCAGUGGUGCUGCAGGCCUUAACCCAAGCUACCAGUCAGGACACAGCUGUUCUGAAGCCUGCGGAGGAACAGCUCAGACAGUGGGAGACCCAGCCAGGCUUCUACUCUGUCCUUCUGAAUAUCUUCAAUAACCACAUGCUGGAUGUGAACGUCAGGUGGCUGGCUGUGCUGUACUUCAAAAAUGGCAUUGACAGAUACUGGAGGAGAGUAGCGCCUCAUGCUUUAUCAGAAGAGGAGAAAACGUCAUUACGUGCCGGUCUCAUCACAAACUUCAAUGAGCCUGUCAAUCAGAUAGCGACCCAGAUUGCAGUACUGAUAGCCAAGGUGGCCCGUCUGGACUGCCCCAGGCAAUGGCCAGAGCUCAUCCCCAUUCUGCUCGAGUCUGUGAAGGGACAGGAUGGAUUGCAGCAGCACAGAGCGCUGCUAACCUUCUAUCAUGUCACCAAAACCCUAGCGUCCAAGCGUCUGGCGCAGGACAGACGGCUUUUCCAGGAUCUGGCGUCAGGCAUCUACAGCUUUGCAUGCUCCCUGUGGAGCCACCACACCGACUGCUUCCUCCAGCAGAUCUAUGCCAGAGAUGAGGCUACAGCGCUCAGCUCGCUGGAGAGGACGCUGCUCUCCCUUAAAGUGCUUCGCAAGUUGACAGUCCAUGGAUUUCAAGAGCCACAACAGAAUAUGGAAGUGAUGGGUUUCCUGAAUGCAGUGUUUGAAAGGCUAAAACAGUUCUUGGAAUGCUGUCGGCAGGUUGGUCCAGAUAGCACAUGCAGAGAAAAGCUGGAAAAGACGAUCAUAUUGUACACUAAAGUUUUGUUAGAUUUCCUGGAGUACCAUCCAUGCGCAUUUAUACCCCUAAUCCAGCGUUCCCUGGAAUUUGCCGUCAGCUACGCGUUCACACCUGCAGGGGAGGGAGUGACCUUUGAACGCUUCAUUGUUCAGUGCAUGAACCUCAUCAAGAUGAUUGUAAAGAACGAUGCCUACAAACCUGCCAAGAACAUUGAUGACAGUAAACCAGAGAGUCUGGAGGCUCACAAGAUCAAGACAGCAUUCUUCACACACCCCACUCUGACCGAGAUUGGACGUCGGCUCGUCUCACACUACUUUCUUCUCACUGAGGAAGAGCUGGCAAUGUGGGAAGAGGACCCUGAGAGCUUUGCUGUUGAAGAAACAGGUGGUGACUCUUGGAAAUACAGUCUACGGCCCUGUACAGAAGUAUUGUUCCUGGAUAUCUUCCACAACUACAGCCAGACACUGACACCGGUGCUACUGGAUAUGGUUCAGAAUCUCCAGGGCCCAACCAAUGUGGAAGACCCUGUUCAGUUGCUAAUGAAGGAUGCAGUAUACAAUGCAGUGGGACUGGCAGCCUACGAGCUGUUUGACAACGUGGACUUUGACCAGUGGUUCAAGAAUCAGCUUCUUGGAGAGCUGCAAGUCAGCCAUCACAGGUACAAGUUGAUUCGCCGACGAGUCAUCUGGCUAAUAGGACAAUGGAUCUCUGUCAAGUUCAAAUCUGACCUUCGACCUUUACUUUAUGAGGUCAUCCUGAGCCUCAUGCAGGAUCCUGACUUGGUGGUGCGGAUUGAGACAGCUACAACCCUGAAGCUCACUGUUGAUGACUUUGAGUUCCGGACAGAGCAAUUCCUCCCAUACCUCGAGUCUAUCUUCGGUCUGCUCUUCCAGUUGUUGCAGCAGGUGACAGAGUGCGACACUAAAAUGCAGGUGCUCCAUGUCAUCUCCUGUGUCAUCGAGAGAGUAAACAUCCAGAUCCGGCCAUAUGUAGGCUGUCUGGUUCAGUACCUGCCCCUGCUCUGGAAGCAAUCUGAAGAACACAACAUGCUUCGAUGUGCCAUACUCACUACACUCAUCCACCUGGUACAGGGCCUGGGGGCAGAGAGUAAGAACCUGUACCCUUUCCUUCUUCCUGUCAUCCAGCUGAGCACCGAUGUUUCCCAGCCACCGCAUGUGUAUUUGCUGGAGGAUGGACUGGAGCUUUGGUUGGUGACUUUGGAGAACAGCCCAGCCAUCACCCCAGAGUUGCUCAGAAUUUUCCAGAACAUGUCCGCUUUGCUGGAAUUGAGCUCCGAAAACCUGCGCACCUGCUUUCAGAUCGUUAAUGCCUACAUAUACUUGUCUGCCACAGAGUUCCUGCAGAAUUAUGCAGAAUCAUUAUGUCGAUCCUUCUGUGACCUGCUGAAAGACAUCACGAAUGAGGGACAGGUCCAAGUGCUCAAGGUGGUAGAGAUAGCUUUAAAGGUUAGCCCCCUACUGGGAGCCCACAUGUUCCAGCCCCUGCUGCCAGCUGUCUUUAGAGGUAUUGUGGACGGUGAGAGAUAUCCCGUGGUGAUGUCCACCUACCUAGGCAUCAUGGGCCGCGUCUUGCUCCAGAACUCCAGUUUCUUCUCCUCUCUGCUCACUCAAAUGGCCUCUGAGUGCAGCCAGAAGAUGGACCAGUUAUUGGGUAGUGUGAUAGAGAUGUGGGUCGACCGCAUGGACAACAUCACUCAGCCUGAGAGAAGGAAGCUGUCGUCUCUGGCUCUGCUUUCCCUCCUACCAUCUGACAACAGUGUGAUCCAGGACAAGUUCUGUGGAAUCAUCAACAUCUCCGUUGAGGCGCUGCAUGAUGUAAUGACAGAAGAUCCCGAAACAGGCACCUUCAAAGACUGCAUGCUGAUGAGCAAUUUUGAGGAGCCCAAGCUGAGUGAUGAUGAAGAGCCGCCAACUGAGCAGGACAAGAGGAAGAAACUGUUGGCCCUGGAGGACCCGGUGCACAGCGUUUCUCUCCAGCAGUUUGUCUAUGAGAAGCUGAAGGCGCAGCAGGCCCUGAUGGGGGACCAAGGCUUCGGGGUCCUGAUGGAGACGGUGGACACGGAGCUUGUCAGGCAGCUCCAGGAGUUCCUCCAAGGCCUCUGAAUCACGUCUACAAUAUUUCGCUACCUUACACAAACAUCUUUGCCCAAUGCUACCCUUUUCCCCUCACUUUUGAAAAUGUACUGGAAAGGCUAACAAUCUGCCCGACGUGUGGACUCCUAAUCCAAACCUUCCCAACCUCUACCCAUGCUAUGCCUUAUCUAUAUUCAGACCUAGCCUUGUCGACUGUCUUCAGCUGUCACACCCUUUGUCCUGUUCUCUAUUAUCUGGAUUCCUUUACAUCCUUUUUUUUUGUUUUUAUCAAGAUGGGGUCUAUGUGGGUACUUAAAAAUGUAAAAGUACCUUCACAUUUUCAAAACACCCACAUAAAAACAUCACAACACUAGAGCUUCCACACAAUUCUUGAAGUUUCUUCUCUUUCUGUGGUUUUAAAGUGGAAUGGGUAGUUGAGGAGUAUAUAGGAAAAAACACCUGAAGGUGCCAGAGCGGAAGCCUCGGACUAUUUUCUACAGGAAAAAAAAGUACAGACUGUAGCUGAAAUAUUGAUAAAUCGUACCUAAAGGACCUAAAGCAGUGUUUACAGAAUCUAUUCUUAAAAAGAGAAAAAAAGAAAUGUAAUUUUGUAAGUAUGUAAAGUAUGAUGUUCUGCAUGACAAUAUUUUGCUUUUUAGUUUUUUACUUUGUGUUAAUUUCUCUUCCAUUUUCAAAAAAGAUAAUUUUGUCAUAACCAGAGGUCAAAUUGAAGUAACUACUGAGAGAACUCGAAGGUGUUUUUCUUUCUUUUUGAGUUGGGUUAGAGGGAAUUUUUCUUGAUUGUAAAAUGGGUUAAAAUGGGUUUUGUUGAUUUGUAAGAGUGCUGAACCACAUUUUCAUAUAUAUAUAUAUAUAUAUAUAUAUAUAUAUAUAUAUAUAUAUAUAUAUAUAUAUAUACACUGCUGCUAAUUGAUGGUGUAUCGGAGCACUUUAAUAACCAAAAACUGUUUAACAUGUUUUCAUCUUUUUCUCAAUGGUACAUCUUCUCACAUCAUUGGACUUUAACAGAGUGGUAGAAGGCCUUAGAGCAGUGUGGCAGGAUUGUGCAAAUUAGGCUUUAGUUGCAUUAAGACCCUCAUCUUGAAUUGUUGCUGUAUUUCAUGUCUCAGUGCUAACUUGUACAAAAUACUGACUGACAACAAAAAAAGUAACAUGCCAUUAGGUUGUGUCUUUAUUAUUUCAUUUGAAAGAAUUUGAUGAAUUUUGACUGAAGUGGCUUUUAAAGAAGUGACAUUGUGAGCCACUGUGACUUUCUGAGUCAAAAUACAUCGUGUUGCGUGUAGCUGCCCUGCAGCUUUUUCAGUUUUUAUGAUUUGGACAGUCGUUAAUGGUUUUUUAGUGGUAGAGAUGAAGCUUUGAUAUAUUUGAUUUGACAGAAGAACCAGUUUUUCCUUUAAGUUCUCUCAGAAGAAUUGAUUAUUUGGAAUUAUUUGUCAAACCUAUAAUAUAAAGAAAAAUAAUAAAUGACUGAAUAUUGGCACUGAAGUUCUAUAAUCAUUAACUGAAAACAUUUAUACAAUUGGCAUGUGGAUCUGUUUCACACAGAAUCCAAAACGGUCUAGAAAUAUAUCUUGUUUGUAAUUUGAAACAUAGAGAAAAAACGAGAUUUACUCUGGGGUCACCCUGCCUUUAUAAUCUAUUCUGGAAUUUAUGGAUUAAUAUGGUUUUAUUUGCUCUCAUUAGGUUGGUCAACCUCCCUGGGACGGAGAUAAUCCUGACACUAGCUCCUUUGACACUGUGAUAGAGUUGAGUAGCGGUCAGAAUUACGGCCUUAUGCUUUCAGCCUUACCUAUCCUUGAAACUCAAAAGACCUUUCUUACAAUUAUGUUCAUUUCUUAACUAGUUUAACAGUAGAGGAUUUCUGUACUCGUAUUCUGUUAAUGAUGGUAAUUAUGAAGUUUAGAACACAACACACAGUAGAGAGAUGUUUUGGGUUAUAAGUUUGGUUAUGUUUUGAUGGAAAAUAAUCCUUGUUGCUUUUUUCAAAGCCUUCAAUAAAAUGCAGUAAUCAGCCAAAA